AUGGCGCGCAUUACGGGAGGGACUGUGCAGCAACAAGCAUGUCUAAAACAACAGAUCGAAAAGGAGGAAGCUACCGCGCUUCGAUUCUUUGUCCAAAAUAUAGAAAAAUUAAAGGUUCCUUCGGGAGCUUCGGCGGUUUUGCGUAAAAAACUUGAACAGACCAAAGUAGACGCUGCUAGGUGCAACCGACUGGCCGAGGAGGCAGCCAAACGAGCUGAAGAAAGACGGAAAGCCGCAGCUGAAAAUCUUUCAGCUAUGCUUGAUAUGCGUCCCCCAUCACCAGCAACAAAAGCUUUGCUCUACAACGGCAUUUCACACGAUCGCCAUGGCAGUGUUUGGUGGAGGGUAAGCUACACGAUGUGGAAACACUGUUGAGCGGUAAACGCGCGCAAUAUGAUCGACCUUGGCGAAUUUGUGGAUUCUUCACAAUCACAUGACAAAUAUUGGGGCCGAGACGAAAUGAAAAUGAAAUGAAAGGGACUGUUGUCCGAAAUGUUAUGUAUACAUGAACACCGUUAUCAAGCUUGCAAACUCGACGGUUUACGAUGCUGUAAAGAAAACAUAACUUCAGCUUCAUUCUUUGGAGUAAAACUUGGUCAAAUCCAAGUUUAUCACAUCGUUCUGCGUAUGUCAUCUUUGUGGAAUAUCCACAUGGUUUUUUCGUGAAGCGUCUCUGGAUCCUCUCAAGAGCGUGCUGGCCAGAUUUCCGUAUAUUAGACUGUACCAUUGAAC
This is a messenger RNA of Dicrocoelium dendriticum, 732 nucleotides long. The record is from the annotation of a GenBank genome assembly. Lineage: Eukaryota; Metazoa; Platyhelminthes; Trematoda; Plagiorchiida; Dicrocoeliidae.